Molecule: messenger RNA, 2275 nt
Organism: Gigantopelta aegis
Lineage: Eukaryota; Metazoa; Mollusca; Gastropoda; Neomphalida; Peltospiridae
Product: internal alternative NAD(P)H-ubiquinone oxidoreductase A1, mitochondrial-like
Exons: 9
Coding region: 278-1645 (455 amino acids)
Molecular function (GO): NADH dehydrogenase activity
Source: RefSeq, a predicted model, not a curated record
ACGCUUCGAUGUCAAUAGCUUUACCUAUUAGAAGCUCUACUCAUUAAGUAACGUGGUUCACAAAUCUUCGCACCUUUCCGCCAAAUUCGGACGAUGAGGAGUUCCGAACAUUAACCAAGUUUAUUACAGUUCCUGGCUGCUGUACACAUGUGAUCCUGUUUAUUGACAUGGGUGUCAAAUGAGAUCAAUCAAAGUAGUUUUCUGAACUCAAUUAACUUGUAAACAUGACAUCAUGAUAACAUGACCUUGAAAACCAUGGUCAUCCAAAACCAACUAAAUGGCAUCAAAUGCUUGUACUAGCAAUAUGCUGAAGUGUGUGAAAAGGAAUUUGUUUUCCUAUUUCAUACAGUGCUGUGGUCAUUCAAGAGCUCAACACAGCAGUGUUAAAAGUGGCCGUAAACAGCUGAUUAUUCUCGGAACUGGCUGGAGUAGUUACAGCGUGUUGAAAACGAUUGACAAAACUAUCUAUGAUGUCAUCGUUGUGAGUCCUCGAAACCACUUCCUGUUCACACCGUUACUCUGCAGUACCACAGUCGGAACUCUUGAAUUCAGAUCUAUCAUCGAGCCAGUGAGAAACUCUGGGUUCCGGCAGUCUGCCCACUUUCAUCUGUCUCGAGCUGUUGGCCUGGACACGGAAGAGAAGACGUUGGUGUGUGAGAGCGUUCUCAAACAAAGUCUGCGGUACACACUGAGCUACGACAAGCUGGUGAUCGGAGUCGGUUCUCUCAGCAAUACAUUCGGGGUUCCUGGAGUCUCGGAACAUGCUUUCUUUUUGAAGGAAGUGGCUGAUGCCAGAAGAAUUCGGAAUCGUCUUCUACACAAUAUUGAAUUGGCUGUUCAGCCUCGAAUUGAAGAAUCGGAGGCAAAUCGGCUCUUACAUAUUGUUAUUGUUGGUGGGGGUCCGACUGGUAUAGAAUUUGGAGCUGAAGUGUACGAUUUUGUGGAACAGGAUGUGGCCCGACUGUACAAGCAACAGAAACAUAAAGUUUUUGUGACGCUGAUCGAGUCGAACCAGAUUUUGUCAUCGUUUGAUGAUCGACUCCGCAGCUUUGCCACCAAGAAAAUCAAGGAGAGAGCUCGGUUCGAUCUCGUACAGUCCUCUGUUGUCGAAGUGACUGAAAUGUCUGUGAAGCUGAAAGAUGGAAAAGUUCUGCCAUGCGGCCUUGUAGUAUGGAGCACCGGUCUGCAGCCAAGAGAUUUCACACGGUCGCUACACGUCGCCACAAAUAACCGAGGCCAGAUAGAAACGGACAGCUAUCUCCGAGUGAAGACAUCAGGAGACACGACAGAUGUCAUUCCUGAUGUGUUUGCUAUCGGUGACUGCGCAGACAUAGAGAAUCAACCACUGCCUACCACUGCACAGGUUGCGGAGCGGGAAGGCCGGUACGUUGCCAAAUUUCUGAACAGUAACUGUUCCUCCGACACAAAACCCUUCAAGUUUGUUAGCUCUGGAAUGAUGACGUACAUCGGGGGAUACCAGGCGCUGGCAGACACUCCAGAGAUUAAACUACAAGGUUUUCCUUCCUGGGUGUUGUGGCGAUCGGCUUACCUCACCCGUCUUGGCAGUUGGCGGUUACGAAUGCAAGUUCCAAUGGACUGGAUGAAAACUCUCGUCUUCGGACGUGACAUUUCCAGAUUUGAAUGAACUGCCUGUAGUUCAGUAGUUACCGAUUUGACAGAUUUGAAUGAACUGCCUGUAGUUCAGUAGUUACCAAUUUGACAGAUUUGAAUGAACUGCCUGUAGUUCAGUAGUUACCGAUUUCACAGACCGUGCAGUUGGUUAUAGUUUUACAGAUAUUGCCAGACUUUGCAGAUGGCUGGAUCAGUUUAGAUUGGUUUAAAUGUAAUUGCAUAUUAAAUGAAAUAGAAAUGUAUAUAUUGAUAUAAAUCUAUCCUCUGCAUCGAUUCACAUAUCAUUUGACAGUCUGAUAUCUUGUACCAAGUUGUACGGUGCCAGUAGUUACCUAGGAGCAAGUCUUGAAGAUAAUUAGUAAACAUUUGUCUCACUUUUUUUUUUUUUUUUAAAUAUAUAAAAUGUCUUUUCACUGUUAUUGAUACACAACUACCUCUGAUGAUUGUCAUUUACCUGUGUAUUAUUUAUAUUACCAACAAUGAAUUUAUUUGUAUUGCUGUAUUUUCUCAUAAAAUAUUUGUAAAGCUGUUGUUUAUUCCAACAGAAUUCUAUGUAUUUUUUUUGUAAAUAUGAAUGUGAAUUACAUAUCAUGGUUGUCUGUCUGUAGUAGAUUAUUUAUUGAAUAAAAUGUCUGUCAAACUA